ACAAUAGUACCAUACGCUUAAUCGGUCCUGUAUUCCUUCAUACUAUUUUUGCAUAAACGGUCUCAAAAGAUUGAUUUGAAUAAAUUGUAGUUAUCGCAAUAAAUUGUAUGUCAUCUGCCGUGGUAUGAGGUGACUCAGAUUUGAGGUAGUCUUGAGUAGUUGAGUCAAGUUUUGCUUUUGUAGUGGUAGUUUGUUUUUCUCUCACGAGCCCCUCUCCUCUUCUGUCGCACCAAAAAUAAAAUCGUCAGCGUCAAUAUGUGUAGCAGUGUAUAAGUUCUGGUGGUCAUGGACAUACCUUGAGGUUGUUUUAACGAGUCAAAAGUAGAACUGGUAUUAUUGAGAUUUGGUAUAAUAUUAUGCCCAUGUUUGACAGAACAUACUAGUUGACUAGCCAAGUCUAUUUAGUCUCAGCCAAGGCCGCUCAAUUCUUUAUGCAAUGAUCCGUCUCUAAACAAAUCGGUAAAUUCAAGAAAUCUAUAAAAAAAAUUAAAAUUAAAAUAAGACAUUUCUUUUUGUUCAUUAUAGUCUCAAAACAUAAGAAACAAGCAGACCAAGGAGAUAGAAGAAAAAAAAAUGCAACAGCUACAGGAUUUAUUUUUUAUUUUGUUUUAAUUGUAAACGGUGUUGAUUUGCCGUGGAAUGGCAGAGAGGAUGGCAAGUGUGUAGAAUAAUUGGAGCAGCACGGGGCAAGUGGCACAUCCCCUCCCCUCGUCUCGCAAAUCAGGGCACACUCGAUCUGUGCAACUCCGGCUUCGUGAUCUUUGACCACCAACGGUGACGCGAAAAUAGAAAAAAAACAACGUCCGCAUUGAAAGCAUAAUUCCUCGCAGACACAAUCUACAGGAACUGAGUUCCAGCUCUGAUCCCCAUUCUUCUCCAUCCCUGUGGCUUAGUUAAGACUUUACCACCCAGACGCGCCCCCAGUUUGCAAGUUGCCCCUCCCUUUCCCUAUUGCCAUCUCUUUUAAAGCUUCACAGUCGCGUUGUUUUCUGCUCAUCAGUGACUAGGUACCCUUUCGUUCAAUAGCUCGUAAGAACUGCUUGUGGAGAACAAUCUGAAACUUACAAAAAAGUCUGCUUGACUUCUAGAAAUCACAACGAUUCCGGUCAAGUGUUGUAGUAGAGACUGACAGUUGGUUUGCACGAUGGCGAUGUCGAUGCAUGAGUUGUUCUACAGUGAGAUCAUACCUGUGUACAUGGUUCAUCGUGGGUGGUUAUCCGCCUCUACACGCCGGGGAUUGUAUACAUGUGCUGACCAGUGGAUGUGACCCAAUUGUCCCAUAGUCGACGAGGGGAAUGUGUCGCUGUCGACUUGGUGGUGCCGAUGUGCUGCACCCGAUGUGAAGAUCAGGUGCGAGAUGCUCUCUAUGCUUUGCGCGGCGUCGAGGGCGUAGUUUGUGACCUGUACAAUCAAAGGGUUACUGUCGCUGGUUACUUGGAGCCUGCACUUGCCUUGCAGCAAUUGAGGCGGGUGAAGAACGGUGCCUCAUUCUGCUCGCAAAUCUCUCACGGCAGGCAGCACAGAUAUGAGGUAUCUUUGUACCAGAAAUCACACAGCGGCCGUCAAGACCAAAGAGAUCGCAAGGCGUAUGCUCAACUCGACACAAUCGAGCAGAGGUCACACUCUGAAAAUAGGUACAAUUGUUCAAGCAGCGAGUCGUACUCUCGGAGCUUUUGCCCUUCUCAUAGAGACACCACAGGGACGCACUAUGUGAGCGUGCCAAACCCAAUGAUCGCAACACGCGUGGAAUGGGAAUCUUGAAGGACGCUUCGAAUUUUCCAGUAUUUGUCCAUUGUAGGUAGAAUGAGGUAUGGAGUUGUGAAUAGCGGUAAACAAUUUUUUUUUGCUUAGAAGCAUUUGUGUAGAAAUCUCAAAUCCCCUGUGGAGAUUCACAAGGUGUUCAAUGUGGAGAAUUUUAGAAUUCUAGAUCCAGAAUAUUGGAUUAGGCUCA
This is a messenger RNA of Physcomitrium patens, 1951 nucleotides long. The record is from RefSeq and is a predicted model, not a curated record. NCBI's taxonomy places the organism in Eukaryota, Viridiplantae, Streptophyta, Bryopsida, Funariales, Funariaceae.